AACAAUAGAAAAAAAAAAAAAAAAUCGAUCAUAAAGGAGCCAUUCGUGAUCGAAUUCGUGCUACAUUUUGCGAAAAGGUCCAGCAAAGUUAUCAAAUUCUCAAAAUCUAGUCCUCGCUCCUCGACUCGAUCGCCUCCCAUGGCGAUCUCCGCUUGGUUUCUCGCCGCCUCCGCCCUCUUCCACCUCGCCCCCGCUCUCGCCGCCGAUAGUAAAAACAACCCUGCCGACCAGCUCGUGGCACUGGUCAACAGCAACCGAACCGCGCACAAAUCCUCCUCCCUCAUUGACAACCAAGGCCUGGGCUGCCUCGCGCUCGAGUACAUCAAGGCCUACCAGGGCCAAUGCAGCGCAGUAGGUGACGGAAAGAAGCCCCCAGACUCGAGCUUUGCCGACACCUUCGCGCCCAACUGCGGCGUCCAGUCCCAAUCCCUGAAACCUAUCACCGGCCGGCUGAUCGGGUGCCAGACCAAGUACGCCCAACCCGACCAGGCCUUCGAUAUGCUCAUCGAAAAUGGACGCAGCCUCGAGAUACUGUAUAGUAAGAACCACACCGAGGUCGGGGCAGCGGUCAGCGGGACUGACGGGGGUUCGCCAUACUUCUGGUGCGUUCUGUUCAGUAACGGGAAGGCGAAUAGCAGCUUUGUUGUGGACGGAGGGACGCCCAAGUCGGUGCGGCCAGGAUGUUUUAGCGGCAAUAACGACGAUUGCAGUGGCGCGGGAGCAUAUCGUGUUCCGGCGUGGCCGAUGGUUGCCGGAAUCGUAGUUUCUGCAGCUUACGCUUUUCUCUUGUGAGUAGCUUGUUACUGUAUUGCGAAGGCGACAUUAUUUGUUGUUGUUUGUUAUUCUUUUUCUCAUUCAAGUUAGUUGGACCUUGCAAGGGUGGUCUUGUUUUCUGACAUUUUCGAGCCAUGAGAUUUGCGCUUAUUUGGCUGUUCUUUUCA
This is a messenger RNA of Ananas comosus (pineapple), 941 nucleotides long. RefSeq lists its product as uncharacterized. The transcript has 2 exons. NCBI's taxonomy places the organism in Eukaryota, Viridiplantae, Streptophyta, Magnoliopsida, Poales, Bromeliaceae. The record is from RefSeq and is a predicted model, not a curated record. Bases 139 to 792 code for a protein of 217 amino acids.